GUUUGAUGACAUCGACCUGCCCUCGGCAGUGAAGUACCUGAUCGCCAGUGACCCCAACCUGCAGGUGCUGGGUGCUGCCUACCUGCAGCACAAGUGCUACAGCGACAGCAGCGCCAAGAAGCAGGCCCGCAGCCUGCAGGCCAUGCCCAAGCUGGUGAAGCUGUUCAACAGCCCAAACCAGGAGGUGCAGCGCCACGCCACCGGCGCCAUGCGCAACCUCAUCUACGACAACGCUGAGAACAAGCUGGCACUGGUGGAGGAGAACGGCAUCUACGAGCUGAUGCGCACCCUGCGGGAGCCCGACGACGAGCUCCGCAAGAACGUCACAGGGAUCCUGUGGAAUCUGUCCUCCAGUGACAACCUGAAGGAUCGCCUGGCCCGGGAUACGCUGGAGCAGCUCACAGACCUGGUCCUGGUCCCUCUCUCUGGGCUGGGGGCCUCGGGUGUCAUCCAGCAGAACCCCUCAGAGGCAGAGAUCUUUUAUAACUCCACAGGCUUCCUCAGGAACCUGAGCUCUGCCAGCCAGCAGACCCGGCAGAAGAUGCGCGAGUGUCACGGGCUGGUGGACUCCAUGAUCCACUAUGUGAACAGCUCCCUGGAGGUGGGGAAGUCGGAGGACAAGAGCGUGGAGAAUGCUGUCUGUGUCCUGCGCAACCUCUCCUACCGCUUGUACGACGAGAUGCCCCCGUCCUCGCUGCAGCGCCUCGAGGGCCACCGCAGGAACGCCGGCGGCACGGUGACAGGGGAGCUGGUGGGCUGCUUCAGCCCCCAGAGCAAGAAAGCCCGGGAGCACUACCUGAACGCGGACAUCGUCACCUUCACGGAGGUCUCCAAGGACCCCAAGGGCAUGGAGUGGCUCUGGAACCCUCAGAUCGUGGGCAUCUACAACCGGCUGCUGCAGCGCUGCGAGCUCAACAAGCACACGACAGAGGCAGCCUCGGGUGCCCUGCAGAACAUCACGGCCGGGGACCGCAGGUGGGCAGGGGUGCUGAGCCGGCUGGCGCUGGAGCAGGAGCGCAUCCUGAAUCCCGUGCUGGACCGUGUCCGCACUGCCGACCACCACCAGCUGCGCUCCCUCACUGGCCUCAUCCGCAACCUGUCUCGCCACGCCCGCAACAAGGACGACAUGUCCACCAAGGUGGUCAGCCACCUGAUCGAGAAGCUGCCGGGGAGUGUCGGGGACAAGGCCCCGCCCGCCGAUGUCAUCGUGAACAUCAUCGCGGUGCUCAACAACCUGGUGGUGGAGAGCCCCAUGGCCGCCCGUGACAUCGUCUACUUCGACGGCCUCAGGAAGCUCUUCUUCAUCAAGAAGCGGCGGGACAGCUCGGACAACGAGAAGUCCUCUCGGGCCGCCGCCAGCCUCCUGGGAAACAUGUGGCAGUACACCAAGCUCCACCGGGACUUCAAGAUGAAGGGCUACCGGAAGGAGGACUUCCUCAGCCUGUGAGGACGCCCCGGGAGCUGGAAUGCCUCGCUGGGAUGCUCCGUGCUGCCAGCCAUGCCAUGGGGAGGCUGCUCGCCGCCAGACCCCCACUCUGUAGCCUAAUCCCUACAUCCCACAUGCCUCCCCCCUCUGCUGGGUCCCCUGCCCUGGCUGAGGGUCACUUGUCCUCCCUCCUGCUCAGCCUUAAACCCAGCAGCUGCUUUUGGCUCUGCUGUGAGGCCCCGGUUAGGAGGGGGCUGCCCCAUGGCACCCCUUGGGGGCUCUCCCCACUCUCAGGCAGCUGUCUGCAAAACUUGGCUUGUCCUGGCUUGACAGGGGGCAGGAGCUGUAGGGAAGGCUCCUGCAGAGCGAUUCUGGGGCAAGGGGGCUUCUGGGGAUGCUUCAUCCCAGCUGCCUGAGCUGUGGGGCCGGGGCUGUCCGUGCCCUGUGCCGGAGUGGGAUGUGCUGCAGGUUACACUUUUGUUCUGCCCUGGCUGGGUGGGGAUGGAGCUUUGCAUGGCUUGGGGGCUUGGAGGGCUCUGAGGUGGCUUCCCACAGUUUAUGGGGUGGCACAGCAGCUGCAGGGAGCUGGGAAGGGACGCUGUGACAGUGCUGCAUUCCCCCUUUGCUGUGGAGGGUGGGCAGGGGGUCGUGUCUGAUGGGGUUCUGUGCCCUCGCUGCAGGAAGCCUGGGAGAGCUUCAGGGCCCCAUGUGUCACCCUGUGGGGACUGUCCCAGUGUGGCAGAGUGGCUCCUCACCAGCUGCUGCCAGGGCUGGGCCCUGCUGGCACAGCAGGAUCCGGGCAGGGCCGUCCGGGUCGUGUUUGCUGAGCAGUGUCACCCUGUGGGUGGGGAGGUGUCCCCGGUGUCCCCGUGCUGGGUGCAGACAGGUCCAGAGCUCUCUGUGCCACAGCUCAUGGGAGGGGACACACAGCUGGGCUGGGGGUGGCUUUGGGCUGCC
Zonotrichia albicollis (white-throated sparrow) is the source of this 2383-nucleotide messenger RNA. NCBI's taxonomy places the organism in Eukaryota, Metazoa, Chordata, Aves, Passeriformes, Passerellidae. The record is from RefSeq and is a predicted model, not a curated record.